AUGGCACCUUCUGUUUUGCAGCUUUCAAAAAUGGACAGCAAGUAUUGUCGUGUCGGACGCCUAAUCGACAUAGUUGAUGAAGAGUGGCGGACAGAGCAGCUACCACAUGAGGACAUUCAAGUUCCUCUGGAAGAAUUGCCUGAUCCAGAGGCUGACAGUGCUGAUUCCCAUCUUACCCUGAAAGAGCAGAGUAUGCGCUGGCAAGAGAACUUUCCUGAACCCGCUAGUCUUAGUCCAAACUAG
Diatraea saccharalis (sugarcane borer) is the source of this 243-nucleotide messenger RNA. NCBI's taxonomy places the organism in Eukaryota, Metazoa, Arthropoda, Insecta, Lepidoptera, Crambidae. The record is from the annotation of a GenBank genome assembly.